This is a messenger RNA of Condylura cristata (star-nosed mole), 966 nucleotides long. RefSeq lists its product as uncharacterized. Gene Ontology annotation, molecular function: protein binding. NCBI's taxonomy places the organism in Eukaryota, Metazoa, Chordata, Mammalia, Eulipotyphla, Talpidae. The record is from RefSeq and is a predicted model, not a curated record. The coding region runs from base 1 to 966 and encodes 321 amino acids. The transcript is spliced from 6 exons.
AUGCCGGGCUGUCCAGUCGGAAGAGGAGCCUCCGGCUGCCCUGGCGCGGCAGCCGUGUCCUGUGGGCGGGACGAGGUCGCUGCUCGCCGCGUCUCGCUCGGCAGCCACUGGUCUGCCCGGGGGCUGCGGCGUCCCGAGCCAACCUUCCGCCGUACUCCGGCCCGCGGCUUCGCGCUGUGCCCCUCGCCGGGGGCCGGGUCUGCAGCCUCCCCGGGUGAACUGUCCCGCGGACCGCCCGCCGGCCCCGAGGAGCGCAGGCCGUUCGAGAAGGUGGUGAACCGGGAGUCGCUGGUCAUCUCGGGCCUGCGCCACUUCACGGGGUACCGCAUCGAGCUGCAGGCCUGCAACCAGGAGGCCCCCGAGGAGCGCUGCAGCGUGGCCGCCUACGUCAGCGCCAGGACCAUGCCCGAAGCCAAGGCAGACGACAUCGUCGGCCCGGUGACCCACGAGGUCUUCGAGAACAACGUCGUUCACCUGAUGUGGCAAGAGCCGAAGGAGCCCAACGGGCUGAUCGUGCUGUACGAAGUGAGUUACCGGCGGCACGGCGACGAGGAGUUCAUCUGCGGCCGCAUCCCCAUUAGCUCCCUGGUGUCUCUGCUUCCAGAUACCUGGGUGCCUCUGACUUUCACUGUGCGAGGCAGUCGGGUCGGCCCCGGGAGGGAGGCGGUCCGCAGAGCCACGCACGGGGGCUCCAGCUUCCAGAGAAAGCGCAGCAUGUCACUGGCAGCAGAGCGGACCGUGGCUCGGGCACACGUCCCUGGUUUCGGGCAGCUGAUGGCUCAGGCAGCCGUGCUGCCUUCACGGCCUGGCGCUCCUGUGCGGGCAUCAGGUCUGCAGCGGCACCGCCCGUCCCGACAGCCCCUGCCCGGCACAGCCCCGCUGACUCUGCAGGGAAACGUGGAGCGAGGGACAAGCUACAGCCCACUUCAGAAAACCCUUAGUGUGGACAAGAUCGGUCCGACAUGA